Messenger RNA from Klebsormidium nitens, 2599 nucleotides. NCBI's taxonomy places the organism in Eukaryota, Viridiplantae, Streptophyta, Klebsormidiophyceae, Klebsormidiales, Klebsormidiaceae. The record is from the annotation of a GenBank genome assembly.
GUUCAGUUCUUACUGAUGUCAUAAGAAGUCGUUCAGUUGCUUAGCCUUCAGGAAGCGCUUCCAACUUGGGUGAGCGAAUGCAAAGGAUUCAGGACUGCAUAUCAGCACGCGAUUGACCUCUUGAAUCCAGGUCCAGGUCAGGGCUUCAGAAACAUUUUAGGCAGAGGUUCAAUCGAGUGGGCCACAGAGAAGGCGUCUGACAUGACGGGCGCGCACUGCACCCUCCAUUUCCGGGCUCCAGCACUUGCGGUGCCGUUUGCACAACAGCCCUCACCCCUGUCGAAAUGCCACCCCUGGAGCGGAGGAGCAUUACCAGCAUUUGGGAGUGGACGCGAUUUCUAUUUCUCAGCUGCGUCUUCACCACUUCUUGGUGCACCAAUCCACGAGAAUUGCAACCCUUCAGAACAAGGAAUGCCGAGGCGGCGUUUAUUCGCCCUGAAAGUAAGUGCGGUGCAAACAGUUGAAAAGGGCGGGGAGGGCAGUGCAGGAAAACCGCGACGGACGGUGUGGAAGCGCCCGGGGGAAGACAAGCAGCAAGGAGUGCGGCGCCCGGGUCCGGUCGGCCGGCCGAGCAAACUUGCAGAGAGGAGGCGCGUCAGUCCGCUGAACCCCCAGCAGCAAUCGGCGGUCAACACGCUGCUGAGGAACUUUAGGGCCUGGCCGCUGGAUGCGGACUGGGACCAGUUGCUGGCGUCCGCUCGGCUGCCGGCCGAGCAUGUCGACGAGGAUGUCCUGCAGAACCUUUUCCGUGUCUUGCCCUGGUACAAGUCGGGCAAGUCUCCCAAAUCCAGCCCUGACAAUUCGGCGAGUCUUGACAACUCAGCAGGGGAGGCGAAACCUAGCCCUGACAGCUCGGCGAGUCUUGACAACUCGGCGGGGGAGGCGGAAAGCGGGGAAGAAGACGGGGGAGGAAGGAAAGCGCAUUCGGCGGGAGACGCUCUGCGCAUGCUGAGCCUGUAUCGCUGGUGGCAGGGGAAAAACCCCGAGCGCUUCUCGGGGCCCCUUGCGCUCCAGCUGGUGGUGUGCCUCUCGAAAGCGGAGCUUUUGGAAGAGGCUGCGAGCUUCGGGGACUCGCUGAAAGAGAAACUGUCGGAGCACUCCGAGUCCAUUGACACGUCGACACUGACGAAUCUGUACUACCGGAUCGGGGCGUACGAGGACGCCAUCCGCGUAUACAACGAGGCGCGAGAGACGGAGAAGCCGGUCGAGGCACGGUGCUCGGUCGUGACGCUCCUCUCGAUGGAGGAGCUGGGCUACCCGGGCGAGAAGCUGUUUGCCGUCUUCAAGGCUGAGAAAGACAAGGCUGCGUUUCGCCACAAGAGCCUUAACGCGAUGCUGACAAAGGGAGUCACUUUGGAGGACAUCAAAAUGUCGCAGGAGGACGGGAAGAUUCCAGAGGGCCUGAUCAGCCGCCUGAUCACCGCUCUGUGCGAGCUGGGGCGGCGAGACGAGGCGUGCGCGCUCGUGCGUCCGUUCCUGGAACCCGGUGCUCCCCUCUUGACUAUUUCCAUCCUCGUCAGUGUGAUAACGUCGCUGGAGAACAUGGGGCUGAUCGAGGAGGCGCAGCAGCUGAUGGACCGCCACGUGGCGGGCGGGGUGGAUAUGGGGAAGGCGCUGAGCUAUAGAAUGGCCCGGGUGCCGACGAAUGCCGCGGCCGCGCUGGUGUACCGGUCGUUGAUGCGCUUCGAAGGGUCCCACCGCAACAACUUCCACACGCACGUUCUGGCAAUCAGCAAGUUUGCGAACCUGCGGGACGCGGAUGGGGUCUGGGAGGCGUACGAGGCGGCCAAGGAGGCUCGCGCGAGCAAGGAGAACCAGAGACCCGCUGCGAUCUUUUUGAGCGUCUACGUUGACGUCAUUCGGACGUUGGCGACCGCGGGGCGCGAGUUUGCAGCAGAGCAGGUGCUGGCGGACUGUCUGCGCGCGCACCAUCAACAAAUGUCGCCCAAAGACGUGACGCAGCUGCAAGCGGCAUACGUCAGCCUGGUUAGGAUGUACCUCGCGCAACAUAACCCCCAGAAAGUGGUGGACCUGGUGCGGUUAAUGGUGUUAACCCAGCACUGGGUUAGCCGGCCGGCCCUGAAAAAGUGGGCGGAGUCGCUGAGGGAGCAAGGGGCGGAUGCGGAAGCGGAGCAACUAGAGGUGGAGGGGCUUCAGAUGGACGAAUAUCGGCCGCAGGCCAAGGGGGUGUGGGUGAAGAAAGCGGCGGGAGCAGUUGCGCAAGGGAGCAGCUGAUAAGCGCCGGAGAGCUUCGGAAGUGACCAGAGGGACAGACAGUCUAGGCGCGCGCCACAAACCCCUCCAAAAAGCACCCGUGAGAAAGCACAAGUGAGAGAAGAUCAGCGGUUCUUCUUGAACUGUGCUGGGUUUGGAUGGACAGGAUAGAGCAUGUUGCUCGUGUAGCGCCUAUUUGGAUGGAGGCCAAUUUCCUCCAGCGUCAGGGCUACAUUCAUCUAAACUUAUUGAAGGUUGCACUUGUUUUGACGAUGGACGGAACCACUACUUCGAAAUCUGCCGCGAAUCCCACGAUGACGUUCUUGAAGCUUGACCUUGCUUGACCUUGCUUGACCUCAAGCGAGCAUGACAAUUUUGUGAUAAG